AUGAUCAGUGCCGUUUUACUCACUGCCUUCUUCUUGGGUUCUGUUCUCUUGAUUUUACGAACCAUUUAUUCUCAACUGUUCAACAAGUACGGAGACGUUCGAAUUAAAAUCAGAAAAACCACAAAGAAGCAUUUCGAAAAGGCCUCAGCCACAACCAACAAUACCGAUUUUUUCCAACGAGUUUCAGGAGUUUCCUUACUCGAACAAUGCAAGUACGGAAGUUGUCAAUAUGCUGGUGUUGCCUCAGCCAUUGACACGAUGAAGAUCUUGAAAGACAGUAAGGUCGAUCCAUUCGAAUUUUUUGGUAUUCAAUCCGACUUGCUCAAGGAGCAAUUGCAAAAAGAAUCGGAUGUGUUAAAUGUAUUGACCAUUCAAUUAUCUGCCAUGACUGCCAACGAAGGAGAUGUUGAAUUGAACGUCUCCAUCCCAUUAGAAACCAAUAACUUUUCAAACACUUCCUUAUAUUCUCCAUCCACUCCCACUCGCUCUUCGUUUUAUACUUUGAAAUCUUCAAGUUUCUCACUACCAACAACAUCAUCCAAGUCACCAUCGAGCAGUACUGGUUCAUCAACCACUGGAUUUGAAUUGGUCUCUGAAAGCAAUGCAUUGAAAUUUUCACACAUUCGAACGGUCGAUGAUGUGUUCAAGACCAUGAGAGAAUCAUCCUUUGAUUUGUGGACAGUUUCAAGAUUAGCAUUCCAAUCAGCAUUCAAUAGAGAAUUAGUGAGCUUUAUUUUGCCAAACAAAUCUCAUGUUCCAUCCUCAUGGUUGAAGAAGGAAUUAUUUACAGAUUCAGCAUCAAGUUUGAGAACUGGAAUUGAAUGUUAUAUUUUGGAACAAGUGGGAUUGAUUAAGAAUAUCGAUGAUUCAUUAGAAGGAUUCCAAACUUGA
Naegleria lovaniensis is the source of this 891-nucleotide messenger RNA. RefSeq lists its product as uncharacterized. The record is from RefSeq and is a predicted model, not a curated record. The transcript is spliced from 3 exons. Lineage: Eukaryota; Heterolobosea; Eutetramitea; Acrasida; Naegleriidae. Bases 1 to 891 code for a protein of 296 amino acids.